Molecule: messenger RNA, 2438 nt
Organism: Oncorhynchus masou masou (cherry salmon)
Lineage: Eukaryota; Metazoa; Chordata; Actinopteri; Salmoniformes; Salmonidae
Product: gastrula zinc finger protein XlCGF17.1-like
Exons: 2
Coding region: 210-1325 (371 amino acids)
Biological process (GO): regulation of transcription by RNA polymerase II
Cellular component (GO): nucleus
Molecular function (GO): RNA polymerase II transcription regulatory region sequence-specific DNA binding; DNA-binding transcription factor activity, RNA polymerase II-specific
Source: RefSeq, a predicted model, not a curated record
GUAAAGAGAGUGCCGGAACAGUCAAGACAAUAACUUUUUGUCUGUUUCUCAUUGUUACUACAGGACCACUACAAUUAAGUCUGAGUCCGGUAACAUCAACAGUGAGGACAAACCCAGCCUGCCUCUCUCCUUCCACACUGAGUCCAAACCCACAGUCACUGGGUCCUGAUUGUGACAGUGGAGCCCAGUUUGCACUGCAGGAUCCAGAGAUGGCAUCAGUGAAGCUGGAAGACUGCAGUCAAACACUGGAGCUGAAUGUCAACAUUAAAGAUGAAGAAGAGGAGAAGAUUGGGAAAUCUUUUUCUCAUGGAGACCAUGUUGAGACAUUCUCUACAUCCAGAGAGGAACAGCAGGAAGCUCACAGAGCUAAGAGGUCUUACCCCUGCCCACAUUGUGAGGAGAUUUUCCCAUUUCUAUCAAAGCUAAAAGUACACCUAAAAAUACACACAGGAGAGAAUCGUUAUUCCUAUACUGACGGUGGGAAGAAUUUCACGACAUCCAAGGCUCUGACAGUUCAUCAGAGAGUGCACACAGGAGAGAAGCCUUACAUCUGCUCUGACUGUAAGGCGAGUUUCUCUCGACUGCGCAACUUAAAACGACAUGAACGUAUACACACAGGAGAGAAGCCUUACUCCUGCUCUGACUGUAAGGCGAGUUUCUCUCUACUGUGCAACUUAAAACGACAUGAACGUAUACACACAGGAGAGAAGCCUUACUCCUGCUCUGACUGUGGAAAGAGUUUCUCUCUACCGGGCCACUUAAAAAGACACCAACAUAUACAUACCGGAGAGAAGCCUUACUCCUGCUCUGACUGUGGAAAGAGUUUCUCUCGACUGGGCAACUUAAAAACACAUAAACAUGUACAUACAGGAGAGAAGCCUUACUCCUGCUCUGACUGUGUAAAAUGCUUCACAACAUCAACUGAGCUAAAAGUUCAUAAAAGAACACACACAGGAGAGAAGCCUUACUCCUGCUCUGACUGUGUAAAAUGCUUCACGACAUCAACUAGGCUAAAAGUUCAUCAGAGAACACACACAGGAGAGAAGCCUUACAUCUGCUCUGACUGUGCGGCGAGUUUCUCUGUACUGUGCCACUUAAAACGACAUGAAAGUAUACACACAGGAGAGAAGCCUUACUCCUGCUCUGACUGUCCGGCGAGUUUCUCUCUACUGUGCAACUUAAAACAACAUCAACGUUUACACACAGGAGAAAAGCCUUAUCACUGCACUGACUGUGAGAAGAGAUUCUACAGAUUGGGCCAUUUAAAAAGACACCAAUGUAUACAUAAAGGAGAGAAGUCUCAUCAGUUCUCUCAGACCAGCUAAUAUUAGACACCACUUAAUUCUUAUGUCAUUAAAUAAUUGGCAACGUUGAAUUCAAUCAAAUGAAGAAAGCGUAGAACACUCUUGUAAUCCUGUUGUUUCUCACUGUGAGAGAACUGUUCAGAGGGAAUGGAGCAUUAUAGAAUAUUAGCCUGUCUUUACUGAUCAGUGUACACCUUGACAGUUUUGGUGAGUUUUGUUAGCAUCUACUGUCAAGAUAUUGAGCUGACCUUGGAUUUGCCCUUAAGGUUGAAUAUCCUUUGUGAGGCUUCUCACAGUGGAGUCUGAUGGUUAACUGAGUGGUACUGCUUCACUCUGCAGUUUUCUGUGGGAUUGAGCUAGUAGACACAACAUGCACUGGGUGUACAAAACAUUAAGGACACCUGCUCUUUCCAUGACAGACUGACCAGGUGAACCCAGGUGGGCUAAGGAAUGAAAACACUGGACACUGAAAAAUUGGAAACAUACUGCCUGGUCUGAUGAAUCCCUGUUCCUGCUGUUUCAUGCUGAUGGGAGGAAAUGGUGGAAAAAGUACCUAACUGUCAUACUUGAGUAAAAGUAAUGAUACCUUAAUAUAAAAUGACUCAAGUGAAAGUGAGUCACCCAUCAAAAUACUACUUAAGUAAAAGUAUUUGGUUGUAAAUAUACUUAAGUAUCAAAAGUAAAAGUAUGAAUAAUUUCAAAUUCCUUCAAUUAAGCAAACCAGACGGCACAUUUGUCUUUAAAAAAUAUAUAUAGUACGGAUAGCCAGGGGCAGACUCCAACACUCAGACAUCAUUUACAAACGAAGCAUUUGUGUUUAGUGAGUCCGCCAGAUCAGAGGCAGUGGGGAUGACCAGGGAUGUUGUCUUUUAGUGUGUGAAUUGGACCAUUUCCUGUCCUGCUAGUCAUAAAAAAUGUCAAGGGUAUUUUGGGUGUCAGGGAAAAUGUAUGGAGUAAAAAGUACAUUAUUUUCUUUCGGAAUGUAGUGAAGUAAAAGUUGUCAACAAUAUAAAUAGUACGCCCAAAAAACUGCUCAAUUUGUUAUUUAAAGAAAUUAUUCUGAAAAAAGGGGUGAAAUUAAAAAAACAAAAAAUAUAUAAAUAGUAAAGUACAGAUACAACUAAAGUAGAUCUU